CUCGCGCCCGUCCGGGGCCGCCAUCUUCUUUAAUGCUGUUAAGCCUAAAACCCCUUGAGAAAAGCAUUGAGAUGAGAAAUUUAGGAGACUUUGACAUCUUCUUAUCAACUCGGGGGACUGAGGCGGAGAGAAAGGCCCCGCCCGUCACACCUAGAGGUGUCUAAGGUGUCAACUAGUUUCCUUCGUAUUUUAGAAAAGAUUUAGUGAAAAGAGCCGAAGACUAGGCCUUGGCUUUUCAAAUACGGGGAUCCGGGCAGCAGGGCCCUGGGUCGGCACACCACGAGCUUAGGGACGCCCACGGGUUCUGAGCAUUGGAGUCCUGGUCCUUUAAGGAUGCGGACCUAGGGGCGGGGUCUAAAGCGGAAGUUGUAAUGUAAGGGUCGAAGCCGGCAGGUUUUGGGCGGAAGGAGCGUGUCUAAUUCUGGCAGUCAUGGCGCAGGGCGAGGAAGAUGUCAGAGAUUACAAUUUGACUGAAGAGCAGAAGGCGAUCAAGGCCAAGUAUCCUCCAGUCAAUCGGAAGUACGAGUAUUUGGAUCAUACAGCAGAUGUCCAGCUGCACGCAUGGGGAGACACGCUGGAAGAAGCAUUUGAGCAGUGUGCGAUGGCCAUGUUUGGUUACAUGACUGACACUGGCACUGUGGAGCCCCUCCAGACAGUGGAAGUGGAAACCCAAGGAGAUGACUUGCAGUCUCUUCUCUUCCACUUCUUGGAUGAAUGGCUUUAUAAGUUUAGUGCCGACACAUUCUUCAUACCCCGGGAAGUAAAAGUACUUAAUAUUGAUCAAAGAAAUUUUAAAAUACGAUCAAUUGGGUGGGGAGAAGAAUUUUCAUUAUCCAAGCACCCUCAGGGAACUGAAGUCAAAGCAAUCACAUAUUCAGCAAUGCAGGUUUAUAAUGAAGAGAAGCCAGAAGUUUUUGUAAUCAUUGACAUUUAAGACACCAAAAAAAAAUAAAAUAAAAUAAAAAAGAAGAAGAGAAGAAAAAGACUCCUGCAAAGAACUAUUUUUCCUCCCUUUUGAGAAGAUACUGUGAUUUAAAUUGUGUGGUGCCUUUUGAUACUUGGAAACUGAACACAAGUUUUUUUAUUUGAAGUAGCUUUCAGAAAUGGCAAGUCAGAGCACAGCAGUGAUCUGUGUUCCUCCGAAUAUUGAGCUCUUCAGUUGUCACAGGUGGCUGUGGUCCCUCGCGUGUUCAUUCCUUGCUGGGGUCACAGGUGCCUUCUGUCUUCCAGUGGGAUGUAAACCUCCUUCCUGGUCCCCAAGGAGCCACGGAUGGAAACAGCUGCCUUGGAAUGAAUCCAGUUUGAAAAAAAUCAUUUGAGAAAAUACAUUCCUACAGCUAAAAUUUUUCUUUUAUUUCAAAUUAGUCAAGCUGGUUUUUUUUUUUUUUUUUUCUUUUCUUUUUGGAAGAUGUAUUUUCUUAUUUUAAAGGCACAGGGCCUCCCACAUGGGUGACAAGGAUUCAAGGCCUUAAACCAUCACCUGCCUCCAGCACAUUACCAGGGAGCUGGAUCCAAAGCUGAGUAGCCAGGAAUGCAACUGACAGUCCCCGUGGGAUGCAGACUUCAAAAGCAGCAAGUUACUACCAUGCAGGACAAGACCUGCCCCAAGUCAUGCUUUAUCUGUGCACAUUAAAGGAGAUCGUGGUUUAGAUUA
Molecule: messenger RNA, 1654 nt
Organism: Ochotona princeps (American pika)
Lineage: Eukaryota; Metazoa; Chordata; Mammalia; Lagomorpha; Ochotonidae
Gene: TSLIG1
Product: zinc finger and BTB domain containing 8 opposite strand
Exons: 7
Coding region: 431-934 (167 amino acids)
Biological process (GO): tRNA splicing, via endonucleolytic cleavage and ligation
Cellular component (GO): tRNA-splicing ligase complex
Source: RefSeq, a predicted model, not a curated record